Messenger RNA from Thrips palmi, 1131 nucleotides. RefSeq names its product ciliogenesis and planar polarity effector 2-like. Lineage: Eukaryota; Metazoa; Arthropoda; Insecta; Thysanoptera; Thripidae. The transcript is spliced from 4 exons. Bases 153 to 863 code for a protein of 236 amino acids. Gene Ontology annotation, molecular function: GTPase activity; GTP binding. The record is from RefSeq and is a predicted model, not a curated record.
CUGGAGCGCUGGGGCGUAAAAGUAAACAACAAACAACGGUACACCGACCGAGUAGCCGUUCCCACGCAGGACGUUGACAUUUAAGGUCACUAAUGUCAGCAAACUAGGCCUUCCCUUCCCAUGUGAAUGCUGUUACCAUUUUUGACUGAAUAAUGUUUAACAGUGUGGUCUUGAGGGAUUGGCAAAGUACUGCGGAGGGUGAAACAGUUUUACAACACUUCUACGACCCACAUUCGUCAGGAAGAAAGUUGUUUGGUAUCCUUGAGAAGCCGAACUUGCCAGCCAGUGUGGAAGAAGUUUCUUACAAGCUGUUCGUAGGUGGGAGAGUGGGCGUGGGUAAGACAACUGCCAUCGCUCGUUUAGCAGGCAUUCCCUGUCAGUCCACCUACAUCGAGACAGCAGGCAUUCAUAAAACAAACAUUUUUUGGCCAGUCAAGAUUUGGGACAAAACAAUUUUAUUUAAACUACAAUUUUGGGAUGCUGGAGAAAACAGUAUGAAGAAAUACAGUCAUAUUUUAACAGCUUGCAAGGAAAAGGCGGAUGCCGUUGUGCUAGUAUUCUCUUAUACCGAUGCUGCUAGCUUUUUAGAAAUUCCUCAGCUUAUGAGCAAAUUAUCUCAAGGGCACUAUCCAGCUAAAAUAGUUAUUGGUACUAGAUAUAGUAGCACUGUGGGUAACCAGGAGGUUUCUAGUGCUCAAAUACAGGAAUUCGAGCUCAAGUGGAAAGUCAGAGUUCUUCGAUUGAAUUCUUCUAUGAGUGAGAGGAAUGAAGUUCACAAGAUAUCACCUAUUAUGAAUGUAAUUUGUGAGCAGCUUUGGAUCCGGGAUCAAGAUUAUCUUUUAAAGCAAGGACUGAACCCAUGAGAAUCAUCGACACUUCAUCCACUCUUCAGAGAAUGCGAGUGAAAAAUGCUAAAUUAUCAUUGUGCCACAAUAUUUUUGUCUUGUUUGUGGUUCCCUUUUGAGCAGUGGUGAUUUGUUAAAAGAUCUUACAACAAAUUAAAAACAUGUGAUAUAAUUUAUUUUAUUUUACCAUACUACAGUAUUUUGUAAAAAAAAAAAAAAAAAAAAAUCACCUUGGUUUAUUGUUGGUGAAUGUCUAUUUAUCAUAAUUAAAAACCUGAUUAAUCAA